Molecule: messenger RNA, 1337 nt
Organism: Radiomyces spectabilis
Lineage: Eukaryota; Fungi; Mucoromycota; Mucoromycetes; Mucorales; Radiomycetaceae
Exons: 2
Coding region: 227-1126 (299 amino acids)
Source: RefSeq, a predicted model, not a curated record
CAAGAAUAAUAUUGAAUUUAUACGAUCUUUACAUAACUAAGAAAUGACACCACGCAGCGCACAGUCAGACAUCUUUACCCUUCCUUUUCAUUGGACGUAGAAGGUAAUGCAGUGCUGGACCCAGCACCGUACCAAUGCCGUGUGACUGUUUUCAUUGUGCAUCAAAUUCGACGCAGCACGGCGUUAACCAGUGGAAAAAAAAAAGGACAAAGGCAAUGCUAAAUUCAUGACCACGCGAGCGUUGGCGGUCAAGCGACCAUUCACGGAAUUAGCCAAGCUAAAGAUACUAACACGACCGCGAGAUACUCGUUCGGAAGUCACAGUUUAUGUAAAAGGUUUUCUAGCCGAGGGCGAAGCGCCUGAAAAUUUUGAAGACUGGUUGCAUUCUCAUCGGUUACUGGCACUGAGUCCUCAGCAUCGAUGGGGCCCAGCGGCAUUAGGUUACUCUUGGCCUUCCGGUUCGCCCAUGUCGCACAUUCCCAUUCCGUUGGCCAGUCUUGGCACCGCCGCCUAUUUCCUGGCGCGUUCUUGGAGACAAGUGGGUCAACUGCGAUGGCUGACACCUGCAUCUCUUGCCGGAGCUUUAGCUGUGGACAUAGGUUUGCACGCGGGACGUUUAGCGUAUCAAUUUCACCGAGCCACGGAUGAAAGCCGGGAACGGGCCGAAAUGCUGGCGUGGCGUCUUCUUCAACUUCGGAGGCAACACGAUACGCUCCGUGUCGUCGGUCACUCCUUGGGAUGCCGCCAUAUUGUUGAAGCGUGUGCACUCAUGCAACCUUGUGAGCGGCCUGAUGCCGUUCACCUGUGUGCUCCUGCUUUAAUUGCCUCUGACAUCUUGCCUUCUUUGUCCAAUGACAGUGGUGGCUUGGGACGACAAGCGACGGUAAUUUACUAUUCAUCCAAAGAUCUUACGUUGGGGAUUCUCCUGCGAGCCAUUCUAUUUGGUGACCAAGCAGUAGGGGAAAUUGGUCUACCUCCAUGCAACGAUUUGCAUCCAAGCGUAAUAACGGUGGAUGCUAGUCGAUCGCUCGGCGGUUAUUAUAUUGGUGCACACACUGAUUAUGCAAACAAAUUUCAUUACUUUGCCCAUCCGAGAAUCGAUGUAACCAAGAAGCUACUGUCCUAAAACGGAAAAAACUCAGCGUAGUGAUGAUGUUAUCUCACACAUGUGGUUAUUCUUUAUUUUACUUGAUGAUUUUUUUUUUAAUUCGAAUGCUUGGAAAGCCAUGCCUAGACCUAGAUAUAUCACUUGUUAUGAUGGGGUGAUGAUACAACGAAUAGAUUCAAACAUUGACUGUAUAAGUUGUCGAAGCCAUUGAAAAUUUUUUGGUUCCCCA